CUUAAAAUCGAAGCUUCCGGCAUGGAACUUAGACGUAGGCUGGAAGUUCCUGAUGUCGAAGCCUUUCGAACCUCUCCUUUCUGCAAACUUAAAGCAUGUGACCAGGAAGGCUAAUUUUUCUAACCACUCUAGCUACAACAAAGAGGGUUAGUGGGGUUUAAGCCAUCAGCGGACAUAUUGGCUUUAGAGGACAUAAUGCAGUGUGUUCUCUAAGCCCUUCGUUCUUGGCUAAGAAUGAAAACCCGUCUAACCCUUGGCCCAGGAGCUUGGAGACCAAGGGGAUGCCACAAUUUAUUGGGAAAGAGCCAGAGAGAGUCCUGUGCCCUGUCAGGGCUCUCAAGUUUUAUCUAGGUAAAACUAAAAAGAAAGUCGAGAUCCUUCGGACAAUCUGCAGUGUUCUGUAAAAAGACCAGACUUGCCUAUGUCAAAGAACGCCCUGGCGUCCUUUUAAGGAGCUCUUUCAAAGAGGCUCAUUCGUCAUGUUUGGACAAGGUUUUAAAACCUUUUAAAGUGAAUGCUCACAAGGUGAGGGCGCGGCCUCGGAGGCAUUUCAAAAGAGCAUGGCACUCAGUAACAUCCUGAGUGCCACGUUUUAGCGAAGCAACUCUGUGUUCACUUCACACUACCUGCGGGAUGUGAAGACGACAUAUGAGAUCUGCUGCUCGCUAGGGCCAUACGUUUCCGCUGACACAAUCUUGGGGGCAAGAAGUACCACUCAUCCUAUCCUGUAGAAAAUGGUUAGGAAGAGCUGUUUAUUAUAGUUGUUGGGUCGGCCGCCAGUGGCGGACUUCUCAAUUCUUAGCUUUAGUUAGACAUCCUUAACUUUGGCUAGGUUGGUCAGGUGGUGAUAUAUAUUACUUCUUAGCCCUCAUAGUAUGGUCAAUAUGGUCUAGUCACAUUGUGGUCAUGCUCCCGCUGACAGAUCAUCUAGAACUCACCAGCUAUAGAGUCUCCUUGCUGGAGACUCUAGUAAAGCAAAAGCCGACUUGGGUGACUGUAAUCACGAAGUCAGCUAUGCUAACAGGUAUGGAACCAAGAUGUCAAUCAUCUGCAUGCAAUUUGUUUCCUAAAUCAUUCUAUUCUGUCCCUUCCCACCUCCAAAGGUGGGAUUCAGCUAUAUAUAUAUCUGACAGGUAAGUUUCAUGAACAAAAUGAUAUUGUUAUGAUACAAUAAAGUUUGUUCAUACUUACCUGGCAGAUAUAUAUAAUCAAGUACCCACCCACCUCCCCUCAGGGGACAGUGGCACUAGAAAAUCUGAAUAGAAAAUGGGAAUGGUUCCUGAUACCCGCCUCCCAGCGGCGGGAAUGGGUACUAACCACCUGGCCGCCCACUGCGUGUGCCGGGAGUUUUGAAAUUCUGUCGGACUUCAGAGAAUACAGCUAUAUAUAUAUCUGCCAGGUAAGUAUGAACAAACUUUAUUGUAUCAUAACAAUAUCCUUUUUGUGAUAAAACUAUAAAAAACCAGUUAUAAAAAAUUGAUUUUUCUUGAGUUCUAACUAACAAAAUAGGCCUUUACAGCAUUUUAAUAGGGGGUCCCAACUAUUCGCGGGUUCUAACUAUUUGUGUAGUAAUGUAAAUCCAAUACACUUCUUGUGUAUUUAUAAUGAUCACUUUCUCUAUCUUGCAGAUAACUUGCAAAGCAACAGAUGCAGAUUUAGUGAGUGAGAGGUCCUUGGAAAUUAAAGUUACAGCACAUAAUUAUCGAAAAGGAACUCUAUUCCUUGGUCUUGUUGGGAACUUGUGAGGACCGUCGUUCAUUUAAUUUUGCUAUUCUUGCAAACGGAGGAAAUUUCCUUUGGAGCCUAAAUAGGAGUGAGUAUUGUUCAUAGAACAUCCUGGAAAUGGAAGUUGAAGAAUCGUCAUCAUUGCUGCUACUCAAAGAAGAGAAGGAGGAUCUGGAGGAGGGUCCAACUGAACAUGCAGAUGACAAUUCUUCGUUUGCAGACCCCUUCUUAGAAGUCAAGGCAGAACCGGAAUUUUUUGACUAUGAUGAUUUUGAUGUGAACUGUUCUUCCCAAUCUAAAAUUAAGUGUGAAAAGAACAGCUCUCCAAGCUGUGACGAUGAGAGCAGAAAAGAAAAGAUCUGUAUUGGAGAAGAAAACAGACAUUUGGGUAGAAGCAAAGCAGCAGGGAAACUAUUAACUUGUGCUGAAUUCCAAAGGACGUUUUCAAAAAUUGACGUGCUGAAAUCCCACAUGAGAACUCAUACAGGAGAGAAACCAUAUACUUGCUCUGUAUGUCAAAAAAGUUUUUCUGGUUCAAGUACUCUCAAAAGUCACAUGAGAACUCAUACGGGAGAGAAACCAUAUACUUGCUCUGUGUGUCAAGAAAGUUUUUCUGGUUCAAGUACUCUCAAAUGUCACAUGAGAACUCAUACGGGAGAGAAACCAUAUACUUGUUCUGUAUGUCAAAAAGGUUUUUCUGAUUUAGGUACUAUCAAAUGUCACAUGAGAACUCAUAUGGGAGAGAAACCAUAUACUUGUUCUGUAUGUCAAAAAAGUUUUUCUGUUUCAAGUUCUCUCACAAAACACAUGAAAACUCAUACGGGAGAGAAACCAUAUACUUGCUCUGUAUGUCAAAAAAGUUUUUCUCAAUCAGGUACUCUCAAAUGUCACAUGAGAACUCAUACGGGAGAGAAACCAUAUACUUGCUCUGUAUGUCAAAAAAGUUAUUCUGUUUCAAGUCAUCUCUCAAAUCACAUGAGAACUCAUAUGGGAGAGAAACCAUAUACUUGCUCUGUAUGUCAAAAAAGUUAUUCUGUUUCAAGUCAUCUCACAAGACACAUGAGAACUCAUACGGGAGAGAAACCAUAUACUUGUUCUGUAUGUCAAAAAACUUUUUCUGACUCAAGUAAUCUCACAAAACACAUGAAAACUCAUACGGGAGAGAAACCAUAUACUUGUUCUGUAUGUCAAAAAACAUUUUCUGAUUCAAGUACUCUCAAAUGUCACAUGAGAACUCAUACGGGAGAGAAACCAUAUACUUGCUCUGUAUGUCAAAAAAGUUAUUUUGAUUCAAGUACUCUCACAAAACACAUGAGAAUCAUACAGGAGAGAAACAUUUACUUGCUCGUAUGUCAAAAAAGGUUUCUGCCAUCAAGUAGUUCACAAGACACCUGA
This is a messenger RNA of Macrobrachium nipponense, 3120 nucleotides long. RefSeq names its product gastrula zinc finger protein XlCGF52.1-like. Gene Ontology annotation, biological process: regulation of transcription by RNA polymerase II. The coding region runs from base 1843 to 3120 and encodes 425 amino acids. The record is from RefSeq and is a predicted model, not a curated record. Gene Ontology annotation, molecular function: RNA polymerase II cis-regulatory region sequence-specific DNA binding; DNA-binding transcription factor activity, RNA polymerase II-specific. NCBI's taxonomy places the organism in Eukaryota, Metazoa, Arthropoda, Malacostraca, Decapoda, Palaemonidae. The transcript is spliced from 2 exons.